CAGCACCGAGCGAGUGAUGCCACAGCAUCACCCGCAUUUCUACGACGAAUAACCGAGAGUUUUGAUCCCUAUAAAGAAGAGAGAGAGAGAGAGACAGAGAGCAAGCGAGAGAGAGAGAGAGAGAGAGAGACAGGGAGGGGGCGGGAAGAGGAACAUUUUUUGCUUCAUCCUGGAAGACGGCAACUGCCCAUGAAGAUGUCUAACGCGGACACCGUCUUAAACCCCGCCGAUCGGGUGGUGAAAUCUGUCCCUUUCCCCUUGAGUCACCGCCUUACAAUGAAGGAAGUGUUUGACUGUGAAGCCAAACCUCGCGUGGAUCUCUUGAAGGCUCAUCUGACCAAGGAGGGCCGCGUGGAGGAAGCCGUUGCACUUCGAAUCAUCAAUGAGGGAGCGGCCAUUCUCCGCCAGGAGAAAACUAUUCUCGACAUCGAGGCACCAGUCACAGUCUGUGGUGACAUCCAUGGUCAAUUCUUUGAUCUUAUGAAGUUGUUUGAAGUGGGAGGAUCGCCAGCCACGACACGCUACCUGUUUCUCGGGGACUACGUCGACCGCGGCUACUUCAGUAUUGAGUGUGUUUUAUACCUUUGGUCGCUGAAAAUCCUCUAUCCAAAGACACUAUUUUUACUUCGUGGAAAUCAUGAAUGUAGACAUUUGACAGAAUAUUUCACCUUCAAACAAGAAUGUAAAAUCAAGUACUCAGAGCAGGUGUAUGACUCGUGUAUGGAUGCAUUUGACUGCCUUCCGUUGGCUGCACUCAUGAACCAGCAGUUUUUGUGUGUCCAUGGAGGACUCUCACCUGAAAUACACACCUUAGACGACAUUAAAAAGUUGGAUCGGUUCAAAGAGCCGCCUGCAUUUGGGCCCAUGUGUGACCUGCUCUGGUCGGAUCCUCUGGAAGACUUUGGAAAUGAGAAAACCCAGGAAUAUUUCGGCCACAACACAGUGCGAGGUUGUUCCUACUUCUACAGUUACCCAGCUGUAUGCGAGUUCCUACAGAGCAAUAACCUAUUAUCAAUAAUUCGAGCACAUGAAGCACAAGAUGCUGGUUACCGGAUGUACCGUAAAAGUCAGACCACUGGAUUCCCAUCCCUCAUAACCAUCUUCUCUGCGCCAAAUUACCUGGAUGUUUACAACAAUAAAGCUGCUGUACUGAAAUAUGAAAACAACGUCAUGAACAUUCGACAGUUCAACUGCUCGCCACACCCCUACUGGCUGCCCAACUUCAUGGACGUCUUUACCUGGUCUCUGCCGUUCGUAGGAGAAAAAGUCACCGAAAUGUUGGUGAACGUGUUAAGCAUCUGCUCUGAUGACGAACUCAUGAAUGAUGAAGAUGAGAUAUUUGAUGCCAAUGCAGCUGCGGCUCGCAAGGAGGUGAUCAGAAACAAGAUCCGUGCUAUUGGAAAAAUGGCCAAAAUGUUCUCAGUUCUCAGAGAGGAGAGUGAAAAUGUGUUGACGCUUAAGGGUCUGACACCCACUGGCAUGUUGCCAAGCGGGGUUCUCUCUGGAGGCAGGCAGACACUGCAGAGUGCCACCAUUGAAGCCAUUGAAGCCAUCGAGCCCCCUGAUGAGGACAGAGAAGCUAUUCGCGGGUUCUCCCCCCAGCACAAGAUCACCAGCUUUGAGGAGGCCAAGGGCUUAGACCGCAUCAAUGAGCGCAUGCCGCCUCGCAAGGAUGGCGUGAACCACGUGGGCCACUCCAUGGGCAAGAUGAAUAUGUCGGAGGCGAACGGCACAGAAGACAACAGCAAUAUCCAGUGAUGCGCCGUCUGAGCCACGGAAGCCGUGCCGCUGUUGCAGCCAUGCAGCAAGACUUUGCUUAAUGGGAAAUUCAGGCCCAUGAACACAGAUAUCCAACAGGCCCUCCGCUAGAACAUGAAACCUGCAGCAAAUCUAAACACUGGGCGAAAAAGGUCAUCUAUUUCAUGACGGCAUGUCAUUGCACUGUUAGGGGGAGGGGGGAGCUGGGGUUCACAGCAAAGGGGCAAGGAUGCAGAGAGACCUACUGGCUGCAGCAAAGAAGUGCUUUUAGAAGUUGUGUCUGACUGUAGUUCCCCUUCUCAAUUCGAUUACAGACUGAAUUGUCGGGAAGUUUUGUUGCUUCAAGUGCUGACACACACCCGUGUGCUCCUUCAAUGCAGGGCCUGACAGAAGACAUGAGUGCAGCAUCCAUGCCACACAAAUCGUUCUAAUGUUUUAUAAAGUAUUUAUUAUGAUUCACUCACAAAUGCACUUAAAGGGGAAAAUUAUCUACUUUAUCUAAUUGUUUUUUUGCUAGUAUUAGGUCACGUCACUUUGUGAGAGGCAACACAAAAAAGGAAAAAGAAAGUGAGACACCAGAAAGCUAAAUGUGUACCUUUUUGAAACCUGCAGCACGCCAUCUUAUCGAUGGACUUGCAUUUAUUGAUUUACUUUGUUGUAAGAUGCGUCCAACCUGCAGGGAAAGAAAUAGGACAGGGUGCUCAUGUUUGCUCGCUACGGAAAUAUUCACUGCAGAUCCGAUUCCCCCUCGGCGUCGUAACCU
Messenger RNA from Fundulus heteroclitus (mummichog), 2521 nucleotides. RefSeq names its product protein phosphatase 3, catalytic subunit, alpha isozyme (gene ppp3ca). The record is from RefSeq and is a predicted model, not a curated record. Gene Ontology annotation, molecular function: calmodulin-dependent protein phosphatase activity; calmodulin binding. The transcript has 14 exons. NCBI's taxonomy places the organism in Eukaryota, Metazoa, Chordata, Actinopteri, Cyprinodontiformes, Fundulidae. Gene Ontology annotation, cellular component: cytoplasm; cytosol; calcineurin complex. The coding region runs from base 190 to 1758 and encodes 522 amino acids. Gene Ontology annotation, biological process: calcineurin-NFAT signaling cascade.